ACGCCGGCGACAAGAAAGCGCCAAGCGCGACGCGCCAGCUGGGUGCCCGCGGGCGUCUCAGACGAUCAGCCGAGGGAGAGCCAAUCGAUGCGAUCCGCCGCUCCGUGCGCGGACAAAGAGACGAAAGAAAGCCGUGCAGCCGUGCAACGUUGCGCAAGCGAGCCAGCGCGAACGGGGGAGGCGACACGGCCCAAGGCGAGCAGCACCGCGCGCACGGCAAUCGGCGAGGAGUCGCGCCCGAGCAGAGCCAGGCCUCGCCGGGCCACCCGGCCGAGCAGCCGCGCGACAGUCGAUUAAGGAAAGCUCGGCGCUGGCGGGCAGCGGCGGCGGCGACGGCGGCCGACGGGCGCGCGCCGCUCUGCGCAGGCGGGCCUCGCCGCCAGGGUCGGGCGCGCGCGCUUUUCGUCGGAGCGCGGAGGCGCAGCGCCGCAGACGCGGGCACGUUCCGGCGGCGCGCGGACCAGGAGCGGCCUCAGCGCCAAAAUAGCCGCGGCGCGAGUGCAGUGCGAGCGAGUGCGACCGGAAGAUCGGCAGAGCGGCGGGGCGGCCUCGCUGCCGGCCGAGCUUGUGUGGUGCGGUGCCGCGGGCAUGCGGAGCCGAGGAUGAGGCCGAGGAGGCGCGGGCAGCCAGCCACGGGGGAGUCGCCGCCGAGGCGGUGGCGGUGUCACAGCGGCGACGCGCCACUCGCGGAGAUGCACAAUCGGCGCCGGAGCAGCGGCGCCAGCGGCCACUGAACGAUGGAAUCAGAGAACGCGAGCGCCGCGGCGCCGGGCCUGCUGCUGCUGGCCAACCAGAGCAGCGCCGAGGCGCCCAAGGAGUGCGACGCCUUCGUGUCCGACGGCCUGCUGGAGUUCGUCAUCUACGGCCUGCUGCUUAACCUGGUCAGCCUGCUGGGCAUCGCCGGCAACGCCGUGUCCAUGAUCGUGCUGUCCAGGCCCCAGAUGAAGUCCUCCAUCAACUACCUGCUCAUCGGCCUCGCCACCUGCGACACCGUCCUCAUUCUCUUGUCCGUGCUGAUGUACGGGCUGCCGGGCAUCUACGCCUACACGGGCUACCUGUUCGACUACAAGUUCUACGUGUACCCGAAGGUGGUGCGCUUCCUGUACCCGCUGAGCCUGAUCGUGCAGAUGGGCACGGUGUACGUGACGCUGACCGUGACGAUCGAGCGCUACGUGGCCGUGUGCCACCCGCUGCAGGCGCGCUCGCUGUGCACCCACGGGCGCGCCAGGAGCGCACUCCUCGCGCUGGCCGUGCUCGCCAGCCUGUGCAACCUACCGCGCUUCUGGGAGGUGGGCCUGCGCACGGAGCGCCACUGGCGGCGCAACGUCAGCGUGCUGUGCGUGGCCAGCACCGCGCUGCGCCGCGACCCGCUCUACAUCACCGUCUACGUGCACUGGUUUUACUUUCUGGCUUACUACGCCGUGCCCUUCGUCAUACUGGCCAUCUUCAACGUGCUGAUCUACCGGCGGGUGCGCAAGGCCAACCGCGACCUGCGCCGGCUUUCGCGCAGCCAGCGCCGCGAGAUUGGCCUCGCGAGCAUGCUGCUGUGCGUGGUGGUGGUGUUCCUCGUGUGCAACGUGCUGCCACUCGUGACCAACGUCUACGAGAACUUCUACACCAAUCCGCCCGCUUGGCUGGUGCAGACGGGCAACCUGCUCGUCACCUUCAACAGCGGCGUCAACUUCGUCAUAUACGUGAUCUUCGGGCGCAAGUUCAAGCGCGUCUUCCUGCGUAUCUUCUGCCGGGCCUCGCUGGACGCGGGCCUGGAUUGCAUGGGCCGGCCCAGUCGAGCCGACAGCCCCGACUUCCAGACCAACGAUGACUCGCUGGUCACCAAUAGCAGCCACGUGGAAAUGCGCCUGUCGGCGCGCGCCCGUUUGCAGCAGCAGCAGCAGCAGCAGCAGCAGCGGCAGCCCAACGGCUCGUCCGUCUACUACCCCGGCUUGCCCGCACCCGCGCGCAACGGCCACAACGUCCAUGGCACGCGCCUCCACGAGGCCACGCUCUGCUGACAGACUCGUCCGCCGUCGUGUCGGCGCGCGGGCUCCGUUCGGGAUCAAUUGUGAUAUACACGAGUCAUCGGCGAGAGGCGCUUCGCUGUCGUGUAUAUUUUCUCGCUGCCUUUCGCAGCCCUCUCUCUCUCUCUCUCUCUCUCUCUCGCUCCUCGAUCGCCUCUCCGCGCAGGCAGUGCGCCAGCGGUCUGCGACGCGUAGCAUAAUAUCGAUGUUCGCGCAAAUUAUCCGUCGAAUUUUAUCUCGCGCGAGCGUGACGCGCCACCGUUUACCAGUUUAUAAAUUAACCGCGUCGGACGUGCGUGCUCGCAGCUCUUAUCAAACUUUGUAUAAGAAAUGUACCGUAUGUUUUUAUCUCUACAAAGGGCGACCGCAGUGCAGCCGAGCGUUGCAUUGCAGUGCUAUAUCUAUACCUCGAGUGCGCCGUCAAUCAAGCAGCGUAGAGUCGCACUUUCCAAUCAUUAUACGGAAAUUCAACGUUUCUUCAUUCGAUCAGAACUUGUCUGAACGGGUUCUGGACAAAGUUUCACUUGUAAAUAUUAUCCAAUAUAAAUACAAACUUAUUCAAGAUCUUUA
This is a messenger RNA of Phymastichus coffea, 2588 nucleotides long. RefSeq names its product FMRFamide receptor-like (gene FMRFaR). Bases 738 to 2012 code for a protein of 424 amino acids. The record is from RefSeq and is a predicted model, not a curated record. Lineage: Eukaryota; Metazoa; Arthropoda; Insecta; Hymenoptera; Eulophidae. The transcript has 3 exons. Gene Ontology annotation, cellular component: membrane. Gene Ontology annotation, biological process: G protein-coupled receptor signaling pathway. Gene Ontology annotation, molecular function: G protein-coupled receptor activity.